AUGGCCCUGGUGUUGACACAAGAUUAUAAUGAUGUGUGCACAAGCCAGGCUAACUCCAAUGUGCAGGAAAUUGUACGGCUUGCCUCCUUUCUUCCCAUAUGUAAGCAAAUCCAUGGAAACGUAUAUUGCAUUAGACUAUCAGCUGCCGGCUUCCGCUACACAGGAACUGGCACUACAGUGAAGUGUGAUUUUUGUGAUAUAUCACAUGACAUAAACAGUAUAGUCUCUGAUCCAUCUGACAAAGAAUACCAUAAAGCUCUCUGUAUUAUCCCAAAUGAGAUCACAACAGCUGAUAGCAUAGAAAAUGACAACAAAAUUGAUUUUGCUCCACAAGCUUCAGGUUUUACCAACAUAGAUAAACAACCAGAAAAUAUUUGUUCAGUUAACAUAGAACUACAAAAUGAUACCCUGGUUAUGGAAGACACAUUCCCUAAGGAAUCCAACACACAUGAUUUUAAUGAAGGUGAUGAUGAGGGCUAUGCAGAUGUAUCAGAACAGCCCACUGCACUUCCAAUUUUCUAUUUUCUUUCUGCAGCUGAUCCAGUUUCUGGCAUCACAAGACACAACUCUAAUUCCAGCAAUUCAUCUGGCUACAAUUCUGACAGUUCCCUUGCAUCCAGUGAGCUAAGUGACUACUCCGUUGAGUCAAUAUAUUUUGAUGACAGUGACCUAUUUGAAUCAGAAUAUUGUGAUUCAAAAGUAAAAUAUCAAAGCUCUCAAGUUAAUGGGAGAGAAUGUAAGAAGAAUCCAGGACACUUUGCUUAUUUCCCCUUGGCGACCUUGACAUUGGAGCAAAUCCCAGCCAAUACAAGACAUCCUGAUGUUUUGAAGUUCCUUAAUUUCUGGGGAACUUUGACAGCUAGAAUAGUUGUAUCCACUCCAAGUAAUGCAGCUUAUCGAACAGGGACAGGAUUUGUCUUUGAUUUAACAGGCCUAGAACACAAGAAGCUGAAUAACAUCAGAAAGUUUGUUCCAUUUCUGAAGAAAAACAAAAGUAGAGUUUAUGUCCAGACCAACAAACAUUUGGUUAAAGAUGUAGAAGAUGUUGGAAACACAGUAGUGGAGUUCUAUGACAGGCUAGAAAAGAAGUGCUCUCUCAAAGUGGAGUCUGUGCUCUUCAGAAAAACAGCAGGAGACAGCAGUGUCAUUUUGAUUUGUAAAUGUCCUGAUCCAAGUUUUGCACAGCUGCUUUACAAAACAAGGCAAGAAAUGUUGACAUUGGCGGACAUGUUGCCAGGUAGAGCUAAGGAAUGUAUGACCAAAAAAGUAUUUAUAAUCAGCCAUCCACAUGGAGGAGAAAAGGUUCUGUCUUAUGGUGAUUCCGUCAAGGUAAAAUUUGACAUGAAUAUUGCGGAAGAUGGAAAAAUGAGACUGGCCAAACUAACUGGUCAGCAACAAGCUCCAUCAGAUUUCAGCAGAAGUCGCAAACUUUUCCUGUAUGCUGCAGACACAUGCCAAGGGGCGUCUGGUGCACCUGUGAUUCUCUUCAAGAAAUUUCAAGAAGCUGGAUUGGAGGAGACGAGAUACAAACUUGAUGUCUGGGUUCAUAAUGGCAUAGACAGGAGCUACAACCUCAGUGCCACAGUCCUCAGAAUCUGUGGGCCUGAAGAUUUCCUGCCCCCACCAGCAUCAGCCCAACAAACCCACCAAGACAGUGAUGAUGAAGAUAACCCAGGCAACCAGCCAGUUACCUCUCCUGUGUACAAGGUGCUGACCCACCCAUCCUACCCUGCCUACAUCCUCUUUAACAAGAGGUUGGACAGCUUCAGCCAGUGGGGGUACCACAGCAUCCACAAGCCACAUGACCUGGCAACUGCAGGCUUCUUCUAUGCUGGAUAUGCAGAUUGUGUGCGCUGCUUCCAGUGUGGGCUAGGCCUGAAAUCCUGGAAACCUGGAGAUAAUGUGUACACAGAGCAUGAGAAGCACAGACCAACUUGUCCAUUUCUUCAGGCACAGAUUAGGGCUGGCUUUCACAACUCAACCAACACAGCAGGAGAUGAUGCUAAUAUUGACCCAGUCAGCUGUGAGCAGGUUUCAGAUCUUACAAGUACAAAAACCCCAACCAUUCUAGCUCCAAACAGUACUGAGAGAAACAGCAGUGUUCUGGAUAAUGAACUUGAGCCCAACCAACAGGGCCUGGUGUCUACACUGUUGGCUAUAGAGAACAGACAGCUGAAGGAUCAGCUCAAGUGUAAGAUCUGCAACAAGGCCCAGAUCAAGGACCUGUUCCUGCCCUGUGGGGACCUCUAUGCCUGCACAGACUGCUCCAGGCUGUUGACACAUUGCCCAUCUUGCAGUAAGGCUAUACUUGCAACUGUUACUGUUUAUCUGACAUAAAGUGGUCAUUCUUUUUCUUUGGUCAGUUUUUAUGGAUUGUUAUGUUUUUAUAAAAUAAAUGUUACAAUAGAAACUAAUGUAGAUGAAUGCCCAGACAGUUAACAUGGCACGGUUUCCUUUUUAAGAGUUAACAAGCGCUACCUGCUUUUUUUGGGCUCUUUUUUAUUGCAUCUAAACUUUAGACAGCAAUUCUUUAAAACUUUAACAUCAAGAAGUGUGGCUGCUCUUACAAUUUGUUAGUCAGUUGCCAAAACAAUAGUAAUUAAAAUCACUGGUUAUUUACUUUUAAAUAUAUUUAAAAGCUAUUCAAUAAAUAUCCGAUUGUAAUCAGUGGUAAUUUAAUCAAUUUUAUAAAAUUGGUCUCUAUUAAAUGCUGCUUGGCUUAUUAACAAAUAUUCCUUACAGAUUCCUGCGUAAUUAUUAGCUAAAAAUCUUUUAAAUUAAGCAUUUUUUUAGUGAAACAAUAUGUUAAAAGUUGAAAUUUACAGUGUAGUGAAAGGUACUCUGCAAUCAAGUGGGAGGGCCAAAUUAGAAAUCUGUAUGGUCUGUGUAAAAAUAUUUGACAUUUUGAUCAUAUUUUAUAUUGUUAACAGUUUUAUUUGCUAACACAUUACUAGUUUAAAAAUAUUUUAAUGGCUUUGUAUUAUCAUUUUAUAUUUUAGCAUCUUUAAAAAGGUAGAUUUUAUUUGCACCGUUUUAUUCUGCUUUUUAUUAAAUAUGAACUCUGUAAAGAUGAAUAUCUAAUAAGUGAUUUGGUAGAAGAAAUAUACUUUAAUUAGAAUAGGAAUUUAUAACUUGUUUAUCCAAAAAAAAAAAAAACUGUUUAGUAAUGAAAGCUUUAGGUAACGUUUUGACUUAAGUUAAUGUUUUAAUUAGAUUAAGAAAGUAUUUUAUUGUGAACAUUUUUUCUAGUUUUUUUAAAGAAAAUUAAAAUUGAGUUUAUUGCCUAAUUUUAACAUAUAGAUAUCCGAUUUUUAUGUUUCAACAUUUUUUAAGGAAAAAUUGAUGGUCUUCUUAUUUUAAAAAAACCAACAAAAUUUACCGGCAUUACCCCACCCUUUUUUACAGCUUAAAUUAAAAACCAAACAACUGGUACACAGAAACUACUGAGAUUUCAAUUUUAUUUUUCGUAACCACACCUCUUAGUAAAUAAUAGAGCUGGUCCCAAGUCCAGAGGAAUGCAAAAGAAACCAUCCUCACUAAUCCAAGAAAUAUUUAUAUAAACUAGGGGAAGAAACUAAAACAACCAAUUAUUUUAAAAACUUGGUGCCAUGUUAACUAGCUGCGCAUGCAUUUUCAUGUCUUAGCAGCUAUUCUGUUUGAUAUUCUGUUAAUUGUUUCCUGAAAAAGUAAUAUGUAUAUCGCCUUAAUGAUACCACAUCAAAUACAAAUCUGACAGAUGUAACUCUCACAAUAUAUGGUCCAACAUGUUAUCCUCUUGUUCUUUGGCAAAUAUAUUUUAUUUUACUCUUAACCUAUAUUAAAUUUAUUCAAUUACCUGUUGCAUGAUAUAUUAUUUCUAAUAAUAGUAAUAUAUAUUGUAAUAUAUAUUUGCUACCUUAACCAAUAUGUUCAUGAAACAGUAAUAUAGAAAAAUGGAAUGAUAAAAUUUGAAAAUAAUAAAUCUUGUAAUGAAGACCAACGUUUGAAAUAUUAGGCGAAAAGGUUGAUUAGUUUUAAGAUUCUGUUUAUAUAAUUUUUGCAUGCUUUUCAAAGCACCAGGUCUUAGUGUCAUAACAGUUUCAAACCUGGUUUAAAAAAGCUAACCACGUUACUUUACUAUUUUGAAUGUCUUUUAUGAGCAAACAAGUCCUUAUCGGUUAUUAAUUUGUAUUUCGCUCUUUUCGACAACUUUUUAACAUAAAUUAAUUAAACAUAAGGUCAAA
Messenger RNA from Physella acuta, 4223 nucleotides. RefSeq lists its product as uncharacterized. NCBI's taxonomy places the organism in Eukaryota, Metazoa, Mollusca, Gastropoda, Physidae. Gene Ontology annotation, cellular component: nucleus; cytoplasm. The record is from RefSeq and is a predicted model, not a curated record.